CAUUCAGACGGACAGAACUUGGCAGAAGACCAAAGGGUACCUUCUGAUCUCUCAGACGCUUCCUGAGAGCACAGAUGGAUGAGCAAGACCCAGCUGGCCCUGAAGAAGGAAGAGGCCAUGCCAACCAAACUGGAAGCACUGGGGGAUUCUGGGAAAACUCUGUGCUGAAGAUCCUGGGUGAGGAGGACACCCUCCGCUCAGAGGUGCAGAGCCAGCAGGUGAGGCAGUUCUGCUGCCAGGAGGCCAAAGGACCCCGAGAGGUUUGCAGACGACUCUACCACCUUGACCAUCAGUGGCUGAAGCCAGAAAGGCACACGAAAGCUAAGAUGCUGGACCUGGUGAUCUUGGAGCAGUUCCUGGCUGUCCUUCCUCCGGAGAUGGAGAGCUGGGUGAGGGACUGUGGAGCGGAGACCAGUUCCCAGGCAGUGGCCCUGGCCGAAGGUUUCCUCCUGAGUCAGGCAGAGGAGAGAAAGCAGGAAAAGGAUCGUUUUGAGGAAAUGGACCUGGAUUCCUGUGAGGCAGAGAGGCCUCCGUUGGACACCAGAGAGAGGCCACCGGGAGACAGAACGAUGCCAGCAAGACCUCCUGAUCCAUCUUUUCAUGGGGGCAGAAGGGAAGCAGCAGCUGUGGAACCAGAUCAGGGCCCAGUGUGCUUUGAAGAUGUCGCUGUUUGUUUCACGGACGAGGAGUGGGCGUUGCUGGAUCCUGACCAGAGAGCUCUGCAUAAGGACGUCAUGGAGGAGAAUCGUGGGAUCGUGACCUCUCUUGAUUGUGAUGAAUUGGAAAUCGAGAACAAAGGUGAACACGACAAAAUCACCAGAGAGGAGAAGCCAUGCAAAAAUUUGGAGUGUGGAGACAGCUGCACUCAGAGCUCCAAUCUCACUAAGCAUCAGAGAAUUCAUACAGGAGACAAACCCUAUCAGUGCAUGGAAUGUGGGAAGAGCUUUAGUUGGAGCUCCCAUCUCACUUACCAUCAGAGAAUUCAUACAGGUGAGAAACCCUAUCAGUGUGUGGAAUGUGGAAAGAGCUUCAGUCGGAGCUCCCAUCUCACUAACCAUCAGAGAAUUCAUACAGGGGAGAAACCCUAUCAGUGUGUGGAAUGUGGAAAGAGCUUCAGUCACAGCCAUGAUCUCACUUCCCAUCAAAGAAUUCAUACAGGGGAGAAGCCCUAUCAGUGUGGGGAAUGUGGAAAGAGCUUCAGUCACAGCCAAAGUCUGAAUUCCCAUCAAAGAAUUCAUACAGGGGAGAAACCCUAUCAGUGCAUGGAAUGUGGAAAGAGCUUCAGUCACAGCCAAAGUCUGAAUUCCCAUCAAAGAAUUCAUACAGGGGAGAAACCCUAUCAGUGUGGGGAAUGUGGAAAGAAAUUCAUUACAAGCUCCAGUCUCACUAAGCAUCAGAGAAUUCAUACAGGAGAGAAACCCUAUCAGUGUGGGGAAUGUGGAAAGAGCUUCAGGAAGAGCUCGGAUCUCACUUCGCAUCAGAGAAUUCAUACAGGGGAGAAACCCUAUCAGUGUGGGGAAUGUGGAAAGAGCUUCAGGAAGAGCUCGGAUCUCACUUCCCAUCAGAGAAUUCAUACAGGGGAGAAACCCUAUCAGUGUGGGGAAUGUGGAAAGAAAUUCAUUACAAGCUCCAGUCUCACUUCCCAUCAGAGAAUUCAUACAGGAGAGAAACCCUAUCAGUGUGGGGAAUGUGGAAAGAAAUUCAUUACAAGCUCCAGUCUCACUACCCAUCAGAGAAUUCAUACAGGGGAGAAACCCUAUCAGUGUGGGGAAUGUGGAAAGAAAUUCAUUACAAGCUCCAGUCUCACUUCCCAUCAGAGAAUUCGUACAGGACAGAAACCCUAUCAGUGUGGGGAAUGUGAAAAGAGCUUCUGGGUGAGCUCUGAUCUCACUAAGCAUCAGAAACUUCAUACAGGGGAGAAACCCUAUCAGUGUGUGGAAUGUGGAAGGAGCUUCAGUUGGAGCUCCCAUCUCACUUACCAUCAGAGAAGUCAUACAGGUGAGAAACCCUAUCAGUGUGGGGAAUGUGGAAAGAGCUUCAGUCAGAGCUCCUCUCUCACUUCCCAUCUAAGAAUUCAUACAGGGGAGAAACCGUAUCAGUGCGUGGAAUGUGGAAAGAGCUUCAGUCAGAGAGGCCAUCUCACUUCUCAUCAAAGAAUUCAUACAGGGGAGAAACCCUUCAUUCUAUAGCUUUAGGAGCCAGGCAAAUCCGCACCUUGUUAACCAGGCCUUUGGCUGAUUGACAUCUAAGGCCCUUUUAAAAUGUGGUGGGGAGUUGAGUUACAGAUGUGUAUUUUGUGUUUUUAUAUUGUGUUUUUAUGUUGUAACUGUCCUGAGACAUGUGGGAACAGGAGUCAACAACUAGAGGCCAAGGGGUUUUUGCCCCCCAAUGAUAUAUUUGAGGGGGCCACCCCCCAGUUGAUAGGCAUUGCCAUUCCAAUGCCCUGCAUGCGUCAUGUGAUUGAUUGUGCAAGGAGGGCCUUACUUGGCCCCUUCCUCCAAUAUUUUAUGCAAGUUGGCACCACUGGGUUGGGUGGUAGACAAAUUAAAUAAAUACAUAAAUCACCUUC
This is a messenger RNA of Podarcis raffonei (Aeolian wall lizard), 2569 nucleotides long. Its product is annotated as zinc finger protein 883-like. Lineage: Eukaryota; Metazoa; Chordata; Lepidosauria; Squamata; Lacertidae. The record is from RefSeq and is a predicted model, not a curated record. The transcript is spliced from 5 exons. The coding region runs from base 75 to 2189 and encodes 704 amino acids. Gene Ontology annotation, biological process: regulation of DNA-templated transcription.